GACUACAUGGUCUAUGGUAAAAUAAUCUACAAAUACAAUAAAGGUUACAUUAUAUAGGAUUACAAUUUCUACGAGUACAGGAAAUGGGAUUAAACUAUCUACCACUACACGAAUUAUGAUUAUACGUCCUCAUACCUGAUCUACGAAUACCUGGUCAACCUUUGACCAUGCUGUACCUACGACCAUGUCAUCUACGAUCUACAUGAUCACUAGUUACAGUAUCCACAAAUACAUUAUACAGGAUUACAAUUUCUACGAGUACAGAAUCCGGGAUUACACUAUCUACGUCAUGACACACCACUGAUCAAUCUACGACACUACAUGGUCUGCGAGAGUACGUGCUCCACGAGCAUCAUGAAAAACGUAUAUAAACUGAAUUACAUUUAUACAAUUAAUGGCAUAAUAAUAAUUCUUACCAUAAAGUAUGAAAUAUGACAAAAUCAUUAUAUAAUAGAAUACAUAGGGGUUCGUUAUUUCAACAAGUCUUCUGUAUCCUGCCAAUGAUAAGAGACAUAAUUCUUCCCCCGACACCUGUGAUGUAUGUGGAAAUUGUUGACAAGUUCGGUGGUCUGUAUCCUGGCUUGAUGAAAACAUUACCGGCCAGCAACAGUCUGGGAAUGGAGGCACUAGACGAGUCCAUUGCUGUAGAGGGGUCUCCCACUCCUCCAGAUGGGAGCUGGGAGGACGGUGCCGCAUCAACACGUGGCUGAUGGGUGCAGGGCGGGGAUGCUGGGACACACACGGAUAAAGCGUCUGGGAGUCGGGUCUGCCGAACUCAGGACUCAGGACACAUAACGUACAGACACUAUAGAUACCGUUCACUACCGACUGGCAGUGGUCACAGAUCAUCAGCACCAGCAUAUUCGACAUUGAACAGUGUCAUGAGAUUUUUUAACACAGAGUUGCGAAACAUGCAUACAUGGAUGUUAAGAUGACCGUGUACCCAUUUACAUAGUCACCCUGUAGUGCGCCAGUACCUUGUAACAUGACAAUCACAGAUCUUAGAGUGAUGGCGGCCUGUCGUCUGUGUUACAUUGGGAACGAUAUUCGCUGACCGGAGGAUAAUGAUGCACGUGCAAUGUGGACAGUGGCCAUGCACGUGCAUGCUUGUGCUGGUGGUCAUCUGGGCAGGAAGUGACGUCAUGGGAACGGCCUGUCAACAGUGCGACUGCAUGGUCAAGGAUCCUGAAAACAAUCAUGGCGGAAUUACCAACAUUGUAGCUGCAUGUGAAGAGGGCAAGGUCACGUGGUUUACAACCAACGGAGCUCUUCGGAUCACCGUGAACCCAACGAAGUCAGGGCUAUUCCGGAUCUGCUUUCGUGUUGAAAGUGAUGCCUAUAAGACUGUUGUGUCUCAGGAGAUCCUGGCAACCAAACUGCAAAAUUACAGGCUGAAAACGACGACACAGGACAUUAAGUUAUCUCCCCUCCUUACCACCAGUGGCCUCAGCAAGGUGAACUGUAUUUCCGGUUCCGGUCCUACGCGAUUAUAUGUAGAGACUGAGAGUGAUGAUGAGGUUUUGACAGUGGCAAAGGUCAAGGUUGAAUACGACGUUGAGAAAAUCGGAGCUGGGUCAAGUCAAAGUCCAUAUGAAGUGUGUCGGCUCGUGCACGGAGCCAGGAGCUGCGCCAGGUCUGUCUGCUCCAGCCACUUCGUUGCUAUUGGAACCAUAGAUGACGUCACCCAUGACGAGGACACAAGUCGCAUCCGGGUCACAGCAUCAAGGGUUAUUUCCCAGAAAGAGGCUAUCUUCCAGAAGCCAACAGGCGGAAGUGCCGGUCCCCACGAACUGAAGGGCGUGGUACACGCCCCAGUCCGGUGCGGCAUCAGGCACGGGGUGGGGCAGUUCUUGUUCACAGGCCGCGUCCGUCUGGGUCAAGCAAUGUUACAGUGUGCCCCCCGUUAUGAACAAUGGAGGGCGGUGCUGAAAAUGGCCCAGGAAAAUGGCCAGUUGGAGUGUACACUGGACCUCUGAGUGGAUGUCUCAUGGAAACUGUUUGGACCUUUAAAUGUACUACUUAUUGGACCUUAACCGGACACUUAACUAGACCUUUAUUGAGCCUCUGAUUAGAUUUGAAGCUAGACCUCUAUCUGAACCUUCGUUUCGACUUUAGAUGGAACCUGAAACGAAGCACUUAUUUGAUCUUUAACUGGACCUUACGUCCACCUCUUAUUGGACCUUUACUGUAAUUUCUGAAUGGACAUUUAACUAAACCUGUCUUGACCUUUAACUGAACCUCGGAACCUUUAAACGGAUUAAAACCGAAAUCUCUGUAGAUCUUUCCUGCAAUACGACGGCCUGUGCAAUAUGCCUCUGGUUUCGCUCACCUGUGUGAGUGUUGCCACGUCGGGUCGCAACUGGACUGGUAGAAACCUGUAUCAUACACAUUACUGCCAGAUACUACUCAACAUCUACAAGCUUGUGUACCAAAGAUGAUAUGUAUAUAUAUUUUUCCUUUUCAGUUGCAUAUAUUUUGUGUAGUUACACAGAAGCGUCUGAGAGUGUGUAUCUGACAUUGCUGUUAAAGUUUCAGAUGUUUACAGACUAGUGUAGCAUUUACUACAUUAGUUGUGUUUGUUGACGUAUAUCUACUAUAUCUACAGAAGGCAGCAGUGUGUGUGUAGUGAUAGUGAACUCUGUGAUACCAUCUUCGGUCAUACUGACAAUCGUAGGCCCUGCCUACACCAUUAGCCUUCAAGUUGUGAUUCAUAGCUGUAGAUCCCAUGAUUGUAAGGAUAUUGCCUUGACACGUACUGACAUCAUACUGACAAUCUUAAGCCCUGCCUACACCAAUAGCCUUCAAGUCGUGAUUCAUAGCUGUAGAUCCCAUGAUUGUAAGGAUAUUUCCUUGACACGUAUCUAUGUCAGUUACUUCCGGAUGUCUGUAGGCAAUACAGGACUGACAAAUUAUGCAAGGAAUCGUUGUCGUUUAUGGAUUCAAGCAAAACAAAAUAGCAUCGCAAAUGCAUUAAACUCUAUGUUUGCUGCUUUCGUUCAGUAACCCACUAUAAUCUUGA
Molecule: messenger RNA, 3019 nt
Organism: Haliotis rubra (blacklip abalone)
Lineage: Eukaryota; Metazoa; Mollusca; Gastropoda; Lepetellida; Haliotidae
Product: meteorin-like protein
Exons: 4
Coding region: 1065-1976 (303 amino acids)
Molecular function (GO): hormone activity
Source: RefSeq, a predicted model, not a curated record